This is a messenger RNA of Cariama cristata (Red-legged seriema), 2358 nucleotides long. Its product is annotated as G protein-regulated inducer of neurite outgrowth 3-like. The record is from RefSeq and is a predicted model, not a curated record. Gene Ontology annotation, biological process: neuron projection development. NCBI's taxonomy places the organism in Eukaryota, Metazoa, Chordata, Aves, Cariamiformes, Cariamidae. Gene Ontology annotation, cellular component: plasma membrane.
AUGGGGACUGUACCAGAUCCUCUGAGAUCCGCCGAGCUUUCCCUGGUCACAGCUUCUGCGGAGGAGGACCACCUGGGAGACCUGCAGGCUGCUAAGCCCCAGCCCCCCGGCGCAGGGAGGGCCAGCAAUGGUUUCCCAUGCACCCUGUCUGGCUCUGCCGGGGUUUGCUUGUUCGACCUGAAAUGCCCGGCGCCUACCGGCACGCAGAGGUGUGAGCGAUGCGACGAGGAUGAUGCUAGCCAGCAGGAAGCCAUUCCUCCAGGGCUCACCAGCAAAGCUGUGGAGGGGCAUCCUGCAGCCAUAGAACCUGCUGGUUGCCCCAUAGACCCUGCUGGUUGCCCCCGGCCAGCGGGCAACCAGGGACCGGCAGCAGGAGCCCCCUUGGCGGGGCAGGGGUCCGAGAUGAUGCCAGCCCCCCAGAGCUCCCGGCAAUUUGUGCAAGGCAGCCAGGCAAAAACAAGCUCCCUGACGCCAAUGGAUGACUCUUCCUUGAAACCUCAUGGGACUGAUGAUCAGCUGGCACUUGAGGUGUUAAAUUAUUCUUCCCCAGGCGACCCUGUCAGGGGCAAUGAGUCCUGUUGUACUUCUCAGGCAAACCUUCUGCAAAGAGGGGAAAAAGACGGGGGAGCAGAAAAAAGUGGUCCUGGUGCGUGUCAGUCAGCCUCGCCAGCGAGGCACACCGAAGCUGACCUGGGGAGAGACCCACAGACGGGUUUGGAGGCAAAAAGCGGGGCUGCAGACACGACCCAGCUGCAUCCCACGGAUAAAACCCAAGCAGUGCAGAGCGGCGAGGCGCCAGCCCAGCCUAGCCACGGGAGUCCGCAUCCCGUACGCAACGUGGAUGCCGAGCUGGGGAGUCCAGCCCCCGCCCAGCUCUCCAAAUUCAGAGAAAUGGGUACAAUGACGGCUCAGCCGGAGGGCAGCUCUUUAACUCAGGAAGCAGUAAGCAGGACAUGGAGAGAUGCUGAGGUUCAGGCCGUGGCUACCGUGGAGAGCAAAUCGGCCUCCACCAGUCCCAGCAUCCUUGCUGCCUUCUUAAAAGGGAAUCCUCCUCCAGAGGAGAAGGAAGAACUGCACAUAAUUUACCAAGGGGGUAUGGCACUGAGCCAGUCUGCGCUUACUGACAGUUCAUCCUCCCAACAGAAGUCCCCACGUUCUCCUGGUAUCACGUCAAAAUCGACUGUUGUUACGGCUGUGACUGCUUCAGCCCAAACCCACCCUGUCAAACUGCCUGGGGUCCCAUCUGACAUGCUGUGUCCCGCAUCACCGGAUAAUGCAAAACCUCUUCUCCCCUUCUCCCCUGCAGCCGUGACCUCCCAAGGGACGUCUGUGGGUAAUGCUGAAACGAUGGGUGCAGCCCCUGAGGGCGAGGAUGCUGCUCGGCUGCCGACGGAUGCUCCAGCCCCACCAAAGCCCAUCCCUGUUGCGCAGCUUGCAGUUGACUCCAGUAAUCAAACUCCGGCACGGUCUGGGCCUGGUGCUGGUGAACCACGCACCAUGUCUGCUGCCGCUGUCCCGGGAACCGAGAACAACCUGCGAGAUCUUGUCCGUGAUGCGGGGAGCAGCCGGUUACCUUUACUGUGUAGCACAGGCGGUGAAGCCGAGCAGAAGGAGGUCCUGGGCAGCUUGGGGCAAAAGGCUGUGCACAGUAAGGAUGCGAGUCAAGGGGGGGCCGUUCCCAAUCAUCCUGGGGCAAAACCGAAGGAAGAAAACUCAGUGGUGCUUGAUCCUAAAGGAGGGAUGAAUGUCAGCAGCCAUCCUGCCGCUGUCCCCAUCAAGGCGUGCUCGGAGGAUGCAGGUGAAAAGGAGGAGAGCGGAGGCCAGGGAGAUGCUGGCCUUCAGGCAGGGCUGAUGCCGGAGCUGGGGGUGAGCUCUGCACGUCUCACCCCUCCCUUGGAGGCAUUGGCUGCUCCCCAGCAGCGAGGGCUCCAGGCCAAGGAGUCCAGACGUGAGCUUCACACAGCAGCUCUUCCAGCUGCAGCUCCGGCUUUGCCAAACCAAGAGGAAAACAAAAAGCAGCCCACCCCGGCCAUGGAGGCGAAAGUGCAGGUGAAGCAGUCCAAACACGUCAGGGAUGUUGUUUGGGACGAGCAGGGCAUGACGUGGGAGGUUUACGGUGCUUCCCUCGAUCCAGAAUCCCUGGGAAUUGCCAUCCAGAACCACUUACAGAGACAAAUACGGGAACACGAGAAACUGAUCCGGGUCCAGAACAAUCAGACCCGGAAAUCCAUUUCCUCGGAUACAUCCUCAAAUAAAAAACUGAAAGGGAGGCAGCACAACGUGUUCCAGUCCAUGCUGCAGAAUUUUAGGCGUCCUAACUGCUGCGUCCGACCCGCUCCCUCGUCUGUGUUAGACUGA